UUUGCAAAGGAAAAUGAUACGAAGGGACAGCUGCAAGUCAGCCACAACCUAGGUCUGAGGAGAUCAAGCAUUCACUUCACUUGGAAGAAAGAGAGAAGAAGGGAAGCCGAGGGCUUAGCAGGUCUCCAGGUAUCAGUGGACAGGCCAUGGCUCCACGGUCCCGGAAACGAAGGCACAAGAAACCCUCUUCACUGGUGACUCCCGUGGUUGUGACCCCACCCACAGUUGCGACCCCUGUGCCUAAGACUCUCUCAGAACCUGGCCCUAGCAUUGACGCACUUGGCUUCCUCUCCUUGGAGAGUAAUGUUCCUGGCCUAUCCCAACUAAUCCUUCAAAAGCUGAAUAUGAAAAGCUAUGAAGAAUACAAGUUGGUGGUGGAUGGGGGAUCUCCUGUGCCAGGCUUUGGAUUUCGAUGUCUUCAAGAAAUGUUCCAGAAGAUGGAGGACACAUUCCGAUUCUGUGCUCACUGUAGGGCACUCCCUAGUGGCCUUUCAGACUCCAGGGUCCUCCGGCAGUGCAAGAGGUGCAGAAAUGUCUAUUACUGCAGUCCAGAGUGCCAGAGGUCAGCUUGGCCAGCACACAGGAGGGUCUGUCAAGAGCUGCGUCUUGUAGCUGUGGACCGUCUCAUGGAAUGGCUUCUGGUUACAGGUGAUUUUGUCCUACCCUCAGGACCUUGGCCAUGCAUGGCUGAAGUUGUACAGGCCUGGGACACGUGGUUUUCUAUGCGGCAUUUACAGCUAGAUGCUACACUGGAUGCUGUGCUAGGUGGUCAUGCCAUGACCUCCCUGUGGACCAGUGUAGGAUGGCCAAGACCAGACCCAGAUAUCCUGGAGGGCUCUUUGAGGCGGCUACUGACAGAUGCCCUCUCAAGGCCCUUGACAGUGGGCCUUGGGCUUCGGUCCUUGAGGAUAGAUGUUGGGAAGAUUGGGGGAAGCACAGUGCAUGUGGUUGGUGCUUCCCAUGUAGAGACUUUCCUCACUCGCCCUGGGGACUAUAAUGAGCUUGGCUACAUGUUUCCUGGACACCUUGGCCUCCGUGUGAUCAUGGUGGGCAUAGACGUAGCUGCUGGCUUUUCCCGGAACACCUCAACUUCACCUCUAGAACCUGGCAUGGUUAAGCUUAGUGGCCAUAGGGGCCUCUAUCAUGACUUCUGGGAGGAGCAAGUAGAGACUGGACAGGUAGCCCAUCCAGAUUUGGUAGUGGCGUUCCAUCCAGGUUUCCAUGCUUCCCCAGACUUGAUGGAGUCUUGGCUGCCCACACUCCUGCUACUUCGUGAUUAUGAAAUCCCUACACUGAUUACUGUUUACAGCCAUCAGGAGUUGACAGCCACUUUGCAGAUUCUGGUGGACCUGGAUACACACAUCACUGCCUAUGGAGCUAACCCUUUCGCAUCCCUCAAACCUGAACAGGUCUAUUCCAACCCCAACAAGCAGCCAGUAUACUGCAAUGCCUACUAUAUCAUGUUUCUUGGAAGUUCCUUCCAGGUGGACAGAAGGCAAUUGGAAGAGAAAGUAGAUAGUAGGGUUUAAAUAGUUAAGCCAGAUCCUGACUGCUUGUCUAGAAAAUGGUGCCCAGUUGGCAACUUAGAACUCUGUAUAUCCUAAACCUCAUUUACUUGUCCAGGUAAACAUUCUAAGAUGAAUGGGAACUCCUGUAUGAUUUGACUCAUUUUUAAGACGUUGGCCACAAGUAGCUUCUAGAGACAGAAUUCUAGAUUUGGCAUGUGGUAUCAGCUUUUCCAGAGCCUUGAGGUCCGAACCGUUUCCUUUGUAAGAAACUUAUACCUUUUGACUGGAGUCAGAUGGCACUAAGCAAAAGAAUGGCACUCAAUUUUUCUGAAAGACUUGUUAUCCAGCAAUAUGGGCUAAAGAAUGGAAAAUGUUAAUGAGUUAAAGUGCUUCAAGAAUGGGCAAGUCAGAGAAUUGGUUGGGAACAUAGUGGAGGUUGUGAGGAUUGGCACACUAUUUUUUGGCCUUUUCAAGAUAUUCUCUAGGGGAAUAAUGACCCUAGAACACUUUUUUCCCUCAUGUUGUAUUAGAGAUAUUCCAGAGUAUAUCAGACUUUACUUGAAUAUACUGGAGUUUUUUGUUAUCACCUGGACUAUACACAAUAAACUCAAUUU
Manis javanica (Malayan pangolin) is the source of this 2122-nucleotide messenger RNA. It is a transcript of the gene MSS51, whose product is annotated as MSS51 mitochondrial translational activator. Lineage: Eukaryota; Metazoa; Chordata; Mammalia; Pholidota; Manidae. The record is from RefSeq and is a predicted model, not a curated record.